Molecule: messenger RNA, 8278 nt
Organism: Cotesia congregata
Lineage: Eukaryota; Metazoa; Arthropoda; Insecta; Hymenoptera; Braconidae
Source: the annotation of a GenBank genome assembly
GAAGAGAGAAGAGAGCCAGCCACACCAGCCACAGCCGAAAGUCGUAAAGUUUGCUGGUGGAGUCCGUGUCCGAGUUGCGCAUUCGCCAUCUUGGACGAAUUUGAUAAUGAUAAGAGUAAUAAAUUUAUUUAUCGAGGUGUAUUUACUCAAAAGCAAGCCGCAAUAACGUCAAAAGACGUUAAGCUACUACGUAUUGGUGUCUUUGUCUUUCUCUCUUAUUGGACUCCCGCUUGUCUAAACGCGAGGCUAAUACAAAGGGUUCGUUCGUUGGGUCUGAGUGGUACUAAAUGGUUGCCUGCAGACAGCAUGUCUACUCUGUCGGGGAUCGUGUCGAAGGGGGAGAAAGGAAAAUCAAAGUUUCAAUCACUAGAUAUCAAUAGUUUAUACCGGGUGAGCAGGGGAGAAUCAUUGGAACAACACCAACAAAAAAGCACAUUACCACGCAAACAUGGAAUGCAGAGUUUGGGAAAGGUGCCUUCGGCACGGCGUCCACCGGCUAAUUUGCCUAGUUUAAAAAGUGAAUACAGCAGCAGUGAUCCAGCUGUAAGUCUAGUACCUAGUGGCGGAAGCGGUUGGGCAACUACUAAGGAACAAUCACCUAAUACUAAUACUACUACAACUACCAACGCAACAGCUGCUCCAUUAUCUGACACUACCUCCCCGCAGUUCCAACACGAGUUCCCCAGUCUCAGCGGACAGCCCUCCGUCUCAGUACCGACCAACAACACCAACCAACAGACUACUACUCAACAGUCGUCCUCCUCGACAGCUUCAAAUGUCAUCUCGGUCAAUGCCCAGCAUCAAUCGUUGCUACCGCAACAGCAGUAUCCCCACAACCACUCAGGUGCACCAGGACAGCAACAGUCACAACAAAACCGGGAGCUGAAUGCACAGUAUGGACCUGGACCAAGCCUGCGACCACAAACAGAAGGGAGUUGGAUACAAGGUGGAAGUCGCACACCAGGAGCAGGAGUUGGUACAGGCGGUGGGAGUACUCAGGUGGGCCAGGGCCCCCCAGUAGGCUUAUCCGGUACGCCAGGACACUCAGAAGGAUUAGGUGGCGGACGUCCGAGCUUGGGACAAUCGCCUGUCAUGGGUUCGGUCCCGGCAGGCCAACCGAAUCAAGGCGUCGCAGUGUCCUCGAGUGUAAACCCAACAGCAGCAGCUCCUGGCCCAAAUAUACAUCACUAUCGUGGACUUAUUCCCCCAUUUAUGUACAAUCGAGGAAACUUUCCAGCCAGUGGUGGUUUUCCUCCACAAAUACCGUCAAAUAUGAGCGGUGGCGGCGGCGGCGGAGGAGGCGGUGGCCCCCGUCCACGGUUCAAUCCAAAUGACCGUUUUCCUUCAUCACGAGCCCCGCAGGAACGUGAGCGUCCCCCGGUCGAAGAGGAGGUAAUUACACGUCCUAUUAUUAAGGAGGAAGAUUUAACUCGUAUGGAUGACAUUUCACACGACCCGGGCUGGUCUGCGCACGAUGAUAUUGAUUAUAAUCAGAAGCUGGCGUUCAGUGAUGACGAAAACGAGCCUGAUGCUAAUUCACACGGUACUUCGAGUUAUAAUACCACAAAUGCUAAUUCUGUUGUCAAGAAAGAUGAGAAGGUGGAACAGCCACCGCUCAAGGAUGAUAAAGUGUCCUCAGACACGUCGCUCGAUGAUAAAGAAAGACUUAGAGACAAUGAGUCGCCUCGAGACCCCAAAGACACUCGUGGUGACUUGUCUUCAGCGCACGGCAAUCGCCCGUGGUACCAAGACAGAAUGGGUCCCAGCUCAGGUGGAUCUGGUGGUUCUGUGGGGCCUCAGCGCGAUUAUCGUGCCACCAAUGGACCCCCGAUAAGAGACAACUACAACCAAUCAUCCCAACCGCCAAUGAGGCCCGCUCAUGCGCUUCGCGGAGUCGAGGAGGAAGAAAUAUGGAAUCAGCGUCGACGUGAGCACGGUGAAAUAGUCGCUUCGGCGGUCGUUCGUGCUCGUCAGCGCAAAGAAGAGGAAGAAAAACGCUUUCAGGAGUCAAAACAAGCAGCAGCUAAAAAAUUACAGGAUUUAGAACAAAAAAUGAAGAAAAAAAUGGCGAAAAAAGAAGACGAUGUCAUUUCUAUUCCCGAAACUAAAGGAUUGAUUAAUAUUCCGCCAGUGCCUAUUCCAGUGCCUGAGUGGGAGCGCGAGCGCGAGCGCGAGAACCGCGAGCGCGAAAGUCGCGACCGCGAACGUUCGCGCACAUCUUCCGAGGGUAAGGAUGAUAUUAAACCGGCGCGAGAGUCACGUGACCGCGAUUUGAUACGUGACAACAGAGAAAGAGACAGUAGAGAUUCCAGAGAGCCAGCUGGUGAUUUCCAGCCGAACCGUUCCAAUUUUAUGAGACCACAGCAAGAUCUUACACGCGCUGAAAGAGAACGCGAUCGCGACCAGCGUGAAAACCGUGACCGCGACCAGCCAGCGUUCUCAAGACAGUUUCAGAGCAAUUUGCCGCCACGUUUCCAGAAGCAGCAAGCCGAGAGAAGUGGCGGGGGAUACAACCGCGUGUCACCGAGCGCUGAAAGAACAACUUCUCAGCCGAAUGUUCCCUUUUCGCAGCAAUACGACCCCGCGAGGUGGUCUUCUCACAGCUCUUCGAGCUCCGCCAGCGUUAAGCAGUCCCACUCGAUGCCUCUGCCACAGCGCCGUCGUACUGAUUCAGAUAUUACCAAUCCCCUUGAUGAUGAUCCACGUCCGCCAUCUCGCGAUCAUGGAAACCGAUCAAGGGACGACAGAUUCCGACCGGUUAUUCACCAUAUUUUUGAUUCCCGAGAUUCCCGCAAGUCUGGCUACCACGAUGACUACAACAGAGGCUACAAGGAGGACUAUACGCGAGACCACGAUGACCGUCACCUGGGUCGCGAGUCCUGGGAGAGAGACCGUGACCGUAUUUACGACGAAAAGGACCGAGAUUCGCACUCACGCAGCUCCAGAGACUCAAGAGAGUUUAAAGAGACUCGAGACUUCCGCGACAGAGACACCAGAGACAACCGGGAGCCUCGGGACAGUCAUGGAGACUCCCGAAUUUCAAGAGAUAGUCGCGAAAGCAGAGACAAGGAUUACGAUUCUAAUUGCUACAUUAAACAGUCGAGUCAGCAAGACGCUAUGGAUGACCGUGAGUUGCAGCGUGAGCGCUCCGAAAGCGGUGACUGGGCUGCAGACAAUCGUCGUGAUGAGCGAGGCCUCUCUGCUGAUGAUAAUCGUCGCGAGCCUUUGAAUAUUUCCCGUGAAGAUCGUAUUGACAGGAAUGAACGACCUCAGCGCCCGGAUUCUCGCGAUUCACGUGCCUCACGUGAAUCCAAAACUUCUCUUCGUGAAGAUGAUUUUCACAAGUCACGUGACUCAUCUUCUUGGGUUCACGAUUUGAACGACUACGAGGACAAAAAGCGCGAGCUCUACCGCGAUGAUCACCACCGUGAGCGUGAACGAGACAGAAGGCAGCCACCUGGACCUAUUACACGUGAAAAACUUCAAGCUGACGAGUUGAAAAGUGAAAAACGAAAUCUCACACAAUUAAAGCGCGGUGGAAGCUCCAAUGCCGGCAAUGUCGGAGGUAAUGUCGCGGUUGAUGCUGAAAAAAAGGAGAGCAGUAAUAAAGAUAGUACAGCGGACGUGAAAAAAGAGCCAGAGGUUUGGAAUAGAAAAUUAGAGCGUACUCCCGAGUCAACGCGGCAGUCUUCUACUGCCGUUGAUAGAACUGAUAAUUCCUCCAAGGCUUGGGCUGACGCCGUGUCCCCAACUUUUGAGAAAAAUGAAGAGAAAUUAACGUCUCAGGAGCAAACGGCUAAGGAUGAAAAGGACAUAAGUGAAUUGAAAGCCAGCAUGGAGAAGUUGAUCGUUGAAAAACGCGAAGAGUCUCACGGUGAAGAAAUUAAGGAUGAUUCUAAAGAUGAGAAGCGUGACAAAAAUGUAAGAAAUCGUACUAACAGCGGUAGCUUCCGAGGACGUGAACCCUCUUCACGCGGUGGGCGUACUUGGGGCGGUGCUUACAAUGUUUAUACACGUGGAUGGCGCGGAUCAGAGACACGUGGUCGCCGUGGAGGUGGCUCUCGAUCGAUGGCCCGUCCUGGUUCUGCGAAAAGUGGAUCGUACGGUCACACGGACUCUGAAAUAAGCGGGGAUGAAAUUUCUGGGUCCACUGAGUCGGGCAAGGACGAGCGAAGGUCAGCUGUUUCGCCUAAACCUGUUGCCCAGAAAAAUGAUAAGGAUGAGCGUAAUCGGGAGGUAUCAAGACGGGAUGAGAAACGGAGCAAUGAAUAUCCACCUAGUCGCGGUGACAAGCGAGGAGGUUUUGACGGUAGACCGAGUCGAGAAGGUUUUGCGCCCUCGGGUGAGCCCUCAAGACGUGGCCGCGGUGGGUUUCGAUCCCGAGGGGCCACUUCGGGAGGCAGGAUGGAGGGUUACGGGCCACCACCCAGCAAAAGUCCGUUUUCUACUGAAAGAGUAAAUGUUGAUGAUAAAAAUGUCUUGCAGAGUUCUCCCUCGCCGGCGAUUGAAGUUGAGGGCAAUCAGCCAUCAACUGUUGAUCAGUCUGUCGAUGACAAGAUGAUCGCUAAGCAGCAAGCGUUGACUGCAGGAAUUACUGGUAGGCGCAACAAGUCACCUAAUGUUCCGGGGAAUCAGGGACAGAAGCAUGAACCGGUUCACGGAAAUGUGGGUCACCCUGCUGGCUUGCAGAAGAACCAGCCGAAAAAGGAAGACGCGAGAGCCAAGAGACCUCGCAGUGGCAGCCGUCGUGGCCGUGACAAUCGUGAGCGACGGGGAAAUCUACUCAAGUCGAAUUCUGCUGACGUGGGAAACGAGGAGUGGGAAACUACCUCGGAGAAUAGCGAGGAACACAUUGAUGAGCACAAGGAUUCUAGAAAUGCUCAUAAUAAACAUCGUGGAGCUGGAAAUCAAGCUGGGAGUAAUGUCCAGAAUAAUCGCAGGCAUGAACAAAUAGGCAACAAUCGUGAUCAGCAAAAGUCCAAGUCAAAUGUCAAUUCUAGGGCUCCUGGUGCUGAAAAACGCAAUGGCCAGAAUUUACCUUUUAAUCAGCGAAAUCAUUCCGGUAUGCUGCCGCCUCAAGGUGGAGGUACGCAGACACAAAAUGGGCGUCCUAGAAGCCAGGGCUCUGCUAAUAGUGGACCGAUUAAUGAGAAAGGGAAUAAAGAGACCACCAUCAACCGCGUCGAUGAGAUCAAGCUCAGUGAUCCCAAUUUGGUGGACCAGGUUAUGAAGGACAUGAGUAAAAAAUCACAGAGUGUACAGAGUGCACAGAGUCGGGACAAAAAGUCCGUCGAUUCUGAGAUUGAGGCUAAUAAUUAUUCAACUGGCGGCGACGAUGGCACCAGUGCAGAAGACAAGGUCGACGCUGAUGGAUUCCAAGAAGUGCGCUCGAAAAAGAAUCUCAAGGACUCGAGGCUCAAGGAAGAGCCCAAGCCGCCUCGUCGGGAAAAAGAUAAGGAACGCGAACGCGAUAGGUCUAAAUCCAAGUCAAAUGGUCCUCAGCCCCCUACGGCCCAGCAAAUUCAAAACAUACCACCGCUGCUGGGUCAACCGAUUCCUCAGCCGGCAAAUAUGCCCAAGUCCUUUGACAGGAAUCCUAAUCGCAAUAAACUUGCGCCCAGAUUCCAGAAACAGAAGUUGGCCAAGCAACAGCAGCAGCAUUUGAAUUCCGAUGGCAGUACUGAUUCGAAUAAGGCUAACGCUAAUUCUAAUUAUAUUAAAGACUCUUCUGGGAACGGAGGCAAUGCCGGAGGUAAUACAGGAAGUGGUCCAGCUCCACCACCAUCCGUAAACGCCUGGGAUAAACCGUUUACGAGUCAAUUGAGAUCAAACUCCCCGAACUCAAACAUCCCGGCUGAUAUUCAAUUAAUGUCGGGGUUAACUGGCUCUGAUCAUUCGCACGAAGCUAACGAGCAGGCGGCCUCGGCAGGUAGCAGUCAGCGCAACUCUCCCAGUGGAGAAAAAAUAAUAAAACCUAACAAGGAGUCUACAGUUGACAAAAAUGUCUCAGACGCUUCGUCACCGCCUGUUCAGACUUUGAUAUUUGAAAAUACUAAUUAUUCUAAGACGACUAAGACUGGUCCUGAAAUGGCGAUUAAAUCUAAAUUUUCAAAUCACAUGAAGCCACCGCAACGCGUUGACAAACGCGAUAUUGAUGAGGACCCUAAUCUCCAGCAACAGCAGCAACAGCAACCACUCUCGGUUGCGUUCUCUAACAAACCGGCUAAUGAAUUGAUUAAAGACAAGGCCCAAGACCCGAUUCAGAUCCCACUGUCCUUCAAUAAGAGCGAAGACAGCGCAGAUAUGAAGCUUGAUUUUACCUUUGACGCUGACUUGUCCCAAUUAACCGAAGAGAAGAGCAAAUCUCUGGGCAUGCCGAGGUCCAUGCACAUGACGGGUGCUCAGAGCACCAUUUCUCCUUCUACAGCUGAGCUUAAUUUGAAAAUCGCAUCGGUUAAAAAGGUCUGGGAGAAUGCUUCAAUGCCAACUGUCGUCGAACACGAAGACGGAAACGUUGUGUCUACGGCUAACAGCUUUCCACAGAGCUUCGAGACCGCGGAUGUUGAUGAUAGCUAUCCUCAUCCUCAGUACAGCCAGAACAACAUGAAAAAUGAAAUCACGACUUCUACUAAUGUAUGCAAGCUGGUUCCCCCGCAGGUGAAGCCGCAGCAGCAAUCCUCCGGGAGUGGCGGCGCGCAAACAGGCUCCACUGUACCUGGUCCCAGUCCCAUUGGCCCUGGUCAGAGUCCCAUCGGGCAUCCACCAGCCAGUCUUCAAGGUCCUCUGAGUCCUCCUCCAUUCAAUUCUACUGGACAACCCUCUCAUAUCAAUUAUCAGGAAUUCCCACAGUAUCCAGGAUCACAGGCAGCGCAAUACGGUAGCAUGUCUGCUAUUCCAUCGCCCCCAGCAGUUCUAUUUAACACUGGCUCUGGUCAAUUGCCAGCCCAAGCCGGUGGUCUCUACGGUGCAUUCCAGUUGGAUCAGAGUCGUUCACCAUUCACUCAGUAUCCACCUUAUGGUCCCUCUCUGCAAAGUUCGUUCAAUCAGCAGAAUGUGUACUUACAACAGCCGCCGCCUCCACCUCACGCUCCAAACGCAGCUACACCUGAUAUGUAUCAAAAUAAUUUGUCGCAAUAUCGAAUUCCCGCAGCUGCGGCCCCGCCGUUUGGACAAAAUCAACAAUUGAGCAAUAAUCCUAACACUGUUUUGAUAAGUUCGUCAUCCAACUCCCUGAUGUCGGCUAGUGUCAAGCCUUCUUCUCAGUCUAUUGGUGCUAUUGGUACCAAGGCACCACAUUUCCAGGCACAAUCUGCUCAACCCAAUCAAAGACCUGGUCCUAAUGUUCAACAGACAGCUAACAGUUACUAUAGCGCAACAUCUGCUGAUGUAUUUCCGGGAUCACAAACUGGAUUUUACCAACCUGGUGGUACACAGCAAACGGGAACACACUACGGUCUUCAGGGGUUUGGUCAACAUAGUCAGAGUUUAGCAACUGGUAAUGCAACCCCCGUAAAUCUACAGAGUUUUAGCUCUCAAUUUCUUUCUGGCUCGGGACUGCAAAUAGCCGCAGCUGCUGCUGCACAACAGUAUCGUAAUCCCACUGGUGGAUUACAAGGUCCGGCAAAUGCAGCGGCAACUUUUCUUAGCAAACACCAACAACAAGAACAACCGAGACAAUUGAAAAGCCCGUCGGGAAAUCAACAAGAUGUUUUGGCAUCGGUUUUUAAUUCUACACCACAAAUACCAUCACCGAAAUCAAGAAAUUGUAAACAAUCACAAUCUCAACAACCACAACCAAGUCCAACUCAGCAUCAUAAAUAUCAACCGUACCAGGGCGUCAGUCAGUCUGCUCUGGUAAUCCAACAAAAUGUCCGUGGAAUGGGUAUGCCUCCACGUGCUGGUAUUCAGCCGUCUCAACAACGUUACCCCCCACCAAUUCAGCGACCAGUGGUACCAUUUCCACCCGGUCCUAAUCCCAAUAACCCCAAUCAGCAACAACAAAACUGUAUACCAGCUCAACAAAAUCAAGUAAACCGACACAGGCCAAACUUACACCAACAACAACAACGUAAUAUGAAAUUGCAGCAGCAAUAUUAUUCGGGGCAAGGUCAGUUUCGAAAUGGCAACAAAAUGGAUCCAAGCGACAAAGCAGACUCUCACAACGACAAAAUAGUUGACGGCAAUACCGGUGGCCAGGGUACUGGCAAUAAAUCAAAUGUAUCUCAACAAGACGGCGACGUUAAGGAAGAAGUUAACCAACAGAACGAAUAAAAUAUAA